GUCAUUCGAAUUGCAUACUAUAGUGUUCAUUUGUUAGUGAAACUACGUCUCGAAAUUCAGUACAAAAGUACGCUUUGUAGCGCGACGGCCGUCAAUUUACACGAACAUUUUAAGCGCUUUGCAUAUAAAUAAAUCGUAAAAAAUAUGACUAAAGGAUCUCAGGCUGAUGUGAAUCCAGACCUUAAGAUGGAGAGGUUAAAAUGUAAUUUCAAUAUCCAAGAAGUCACGUAUAUAUUCGAUGGCGGCAAAGACAAAACCCUACAGAGGAAAAAAAUAGAGGAUGUAGCAUUGAAUAUUGCAGCUUCAAUAGACGAGGUACCAGAAGAGUGUCUCAACCUAAAAGAGAGAUACGACAACGCAGUCAGAAAGUCCUGCGUUUACUCUAACAUUGUUAAGAAUGAGCUACUCGAAAUAACGGGAUUGGAAGCGCUAGGAACUCCGGUGCUUCGACGGACUGCAGAUGCGUUCUUCAAAGACGUGUCACCUUUCAUGUUGCACCUGGGAAUGUUCGUGCCAACCAUCAUAGGACAGUGCACGCCAGAACAGCAGGCGCACUGGCUGCCUAAAGCCUUGGAGAUGCAGAUCAUCGGCGCCUACGCACAGACAGAACUUGGUCACGGUACGUUCAUACGUGGUUUAGAGACGACUGCAACGUACGAUCCUGCCACUGAGGAGUUUAUACUGCACAGCCCCACGUUAACCUCCACCAAGUGGUGGGCAGGAGGACUUGGUAAUACUGCAAAUCACUGUAUCGUGGUUGCGCAGUUGUACACCAACGGUCAGUGUCACGGUACCCACCCGUUCAUCGUGCCUAUAAGAGACUUGGACACCCAUGAGCCCCUGCCUGGCGUGAAAGUCGGAGAUGUCGGUAUCCGUAUGGGCUUCAACACUGCUGAUAACGGGUUCCUUAGAUUUAAUCAGUAUAGGAUACCCAGAGAGAAUAUGAUGAUGAAGAACGCUAAAGUAAUGAAGGAUGGUACUUACGUAAAAGUGGCUCGCCAUGAAAAACUCACAUACGGAACAAUGGUUUUCGUUCGAGUUACCUUGGUUAUGGAAGCAGCAUUCAACUUGGCGAAAGCAGCCACCAUUGCUGUACGGUAUUCAGCAGUGAGGAGACAGUCACAACCCAAACCAGGUGAGCCGGAGCCUCAGAUCUUGGACUACCCGACGCAGCAGCACAAGCUGUUCAUCUGCAUAGCGACAGCGCAUGCGCUGCAGCUGACCGGGCUAUGGCUGUGGCGCACCUUCGAGGCCGUGCUGGCCGAUAUGAGGAAAGGCAACACUGAUUCAUUGCCAGAGUUACAUGCACUGUCAAGCUGUCUGAAGGCCGUGAGCACAUCGGACUCUGCCGCGCUAAUCGAGCAGUGUCGCUUCGCGUGCGGCGGCCACGGCUACAUGAUGUCCUCCAACCUGCCACUCCUCUACUCCUUUGUCACCGCCACCAGGACAUAUGAAGGAGAUUACACAGUUCUACUAUUGCAGACUGCCAGGUUCUUAGUGAAAGCAUGGGAGCAGGCAGAGAGUGGCAAGGUUCUAACACCGACCGUGGCUUACCUGGCAAGCGCGGCUGCCAAAGAGAAAGCUGUAUGGAGCGACUCAGCUGACGGGAUGAUACGCUCCUUCCAAGCUGUCGCUGCAGGUAAAAUAGCGGCAUGUUCUGAAAAUAUAAAGCGACUUACGAAGACUGGAAUGAGUUUAGAGGACGCCUGGCAGCUGACCACGGUCAGACUAGUUGCAGCGUCUGAGGCGCACUGCCGUGCUAUGAUCUGUCAGGCGUACUGGCAUGAAGUAACGCGGCUGACAGCUUCUUGUAGUGCCAACGUCAAGAUCAUUAUGGAACAGUUGUCAUCACUGUACCUCGUUUAUUGGGCACUGGAGUUUACAGGAGAUCUAUUGAGAUAUUCGACGAUAUGUGAAAAUGAACUGAACAAGUUGCAGCUUAGGUACGAAGAGUUACUGGCUCUCAUAAGACCGAAUGCCGUCGGAUUGGUGGACGCUUUUGACCUUAGAGACGAGAUCUUGCAUUCAACGUUGGGCGCUUACGACGGUCGAGUGUACGAGCGUCUGAUGGCAGAGGCACUGAAGAGUCCACUUAAUGAAACAUCUGUCCAGUCGAGUUUCCACAAAUACAUUAAACCAUUGGCGAAAGGAAAGCUUUAAUAAUUAAAAAAAAAUAUCGAGAUAAAUAUCGAUAAUAUAAUCGAGAAUCUGCAAUCGACUGAUAUACCAUCGUAAACUAGGAACUAGGGACUAGGUUUUGGGAAUAACUAGUAAAUUACAUAUUAAUAUUAAGUAAAUGUGAAGUAAAAAAAAAAAUUAUAUAA
Papilio machaon (common yellow swallowtail) is the source of this 2324-nucleotide messenger RNA. RefSeq names its product probable peroxisomal acyl-coenzyme A oxidase 1. Lineage: Eukaryota; Metazoa; Arthropoda; Insecta; Lepidoptera; Papilionidae. Gene Ontology annotation, molecular function: fatty acid binding; FAD binding; acyl-CoA oxidase activity. The coding region runs from base 145 to 2160 and encodes 671 amino acids. Gene Ontology annotation, biological process: fatty acid beta-oxidation using acyl-CoA oxidase; lipid homeostasis. The record is from RefSeq and is a predicted model, not a curated record. The transcript is spliced from 13 exons. Gene Ontology annotation, cellular component: peroxisome.